Messenger RNA from Chelonoidis abingdonii (Abingdon island giant tortoise), 2635 nucleotides. RefSeq names its product transmembrane protein 214 (gene TMEM214). The record is from RefSeq and is a predicted model, not a curated record. NCBI's taxonomy places the organism in Eukaryota, Metazoa, Chordata, Testudines, Testudinidae. Gene Ontology annotation, cellular component: Golgi apparatus; endoplasmic reticulum.
UGCAUGGCCAUGCUGAAGAGGGAAUGAAAAACAAAGCAGCACCUAUCGCUACAUCAGACACCAUCUUUGAGCUGGGCUUUGAGAAAACUCUGAAGAAGCAGAACAAAGAGCAAGUGCCUCCAGCCCCUGCCCCCGAGCAGCAUCGCAGAAAACAGAACAUGGGGAAAAAUGCUAAAAAGUCAACUGCAGUCGAUGCAGGACUCAAGCAAGGCAAAUUCCGAACGCUGGAAGAUGCACUGAAAGCUCUUGAUUUGACAGAACUUCAGAAGGAGCUGGAUAAAAGUCAGAACGUGUUCCCUGAGAACCCAUCUGUGUGGGUUAAAGACCUGGCUGGAUAUCUAAACUACAAGCUGCAGACCCCUCGGAGUGACCCCACGCUCAGCCAGCAUACUCCUGAUUACCCCUACAGUCUCGUGAGCAAGGAGCUGAGAAGCAUCAUCAAGCCCCUGCUAGUGAAAGCCUCCAGCGUGCUGGAGCUCUUCUUCGACCACUGUAUUUAUACCAUGUUGCAAGAGCUGGACAAAACUGCUGGGGAGUCGCUGCAUGGAUACCGGAUCUGCAUACAGGCAGUGGUGUUGGACAAGCCUAAAAUUGCAACAGUGAAUCUGGGCAAGUACUUAGAGCUGUUACGGUCCCAUCAGAACAGGCCAAUGAAAUGCCUCACAAUCAUGUGGGCUCUGGGACAAGCUGGAUUCACAGACCUCACUGAAGGACUGAAAGUGUGGCUUGGCAUUAUGCUUCCAGUGCUGGGGAUCAAGUCCCUCUCCCCGUAUGCGAUUGCCUACUUGGACCGGCUGCUGAUGACGCACGCAAACCUGACCAAAGGGUUUGGCAUGAUUGGACCAAAGGACUUUUUCCCACUCUUGGACUUUGCCUUUAUGCCCAACAACUCCUUAUCAUCCAGCUUGCAGGAGCAGUUACGCCAGUUGUACCCCAGGCUGAAAGUGCUAGCGUUUGGCGCUAAACCUGAGACCACGCUGCACACCUACUUCCCCUCCUUCCUGUCCAGAGCCACUCCAAACUGUCCUGCCGACAUGAGAAAUGAGCUCCUGAUCUGCCUGAGUGAGUGCCUGAGCAUGGAUGCCCUGAGCUUCAGCGUCUGGCGGCAGCUGUACACUAAACACCUCUCCCAGUCCAGCUUGCUCCUGAACCAUCUGUUGGAGUCUUGGGACAGCACCUCCAGAAAAGUGCGAAAAUCUCUCCAGGAAACGGUUCGUUCGUUCAAAGUGACUAAUGAAGAACUUGCCGUGAAAGGACCAAACAGCCUCCAGGAUCUAGCUGCCUGCCAUGCCACCUGCAAGAACCUGUUGCAUAAGAUGAAAGGCCGUGGCUUCCCCUGGGUUCGACUGCUGCUUGUGGUUCUGGUGUUCGCUGCUGGCUUCCUGGUGCAUGAUAUCAGGACACAGGGGUCUUUUCAAGCUUCUUCUGCUCACAUCCUUCGCUCCUCGGGCAUCCUGUCGGUCUCCCAGCAAGCCUGGAACAAAGUGUCCCACUACUCCCUGGAAGGAUACAGCUGGUUGGAGAAGAACGUCCCUGUUUACUAUUCCCAAGUGCUGACGGUGUUGGGACCAAACCUGAAACUGGUUUGGACAAAGACCAAUGAGACUGCAGUUUACGUCUCUGGGAAAUGUUCCUCUCAGAUCUCUUGGGUCAAAAACAACCUGCCCUGGUUCAUGGAGUGGCUCCAGGCCCGGGUUCCGGACUUCGUGCUGCAUGUCACUGAAUGCAUCAAGGAGCUGUUACUCUUCCUCCUGCAGAGCUGCCUGCUGCCGGCCCUGGAAUCCAUAGGCACAGCCCUUGAGCGGGGAUGGGAGCUCUGUGUGGACGCCUGCAAUGGAGAAGUAUCGUGGGAUUGCCUGAGAAAACAUCUGACAAGCUUUACCUAUUCCUCUUGGCUAUACCUGCAGAACACAACGCUAGCCAUCAAGAACUGGGCCCUGGCCAUGAUUUCUGGACACUAGAGUCUGGCUCUCUGGAGCACUGGGGACGACGUUCACGUCGUUAAUCUCCUCAUGUCAUGAUGGAUGGUGCCGACAGUGCAUUUUCAGUGUAGCUGCAUUGAAGGGUUGGAGCAGCAGGUGUCUGCACAGGUUGAGACGCAGGGGUAGCUGGGGAGGUUUUCCCUGGGGCGACAUGUCCAAGCUUUAUGCACCCUGUGCUUUAGUUUUGGUUAUUGAUGUCCAGCUCCCCAACCCCGGCCCGUAACUCUGGCAAGUGAGCUGCUGACUGUGCCUUUCCACCUGGGCCUGGCACGGUCUUCAUGGUGACGUUACCUGGAAGGGUGGCGGCUCAGGUGUGCCCACUGCACCACAUAGACAUCAGUGGCUGCCUGCCCAGGCUAGCCUGGCGCCUCGGCCCUCGUGUGUCUGGUGUUGAGUGCUGUGUAGCAGCCCACGAGCUCUCUUCUCCAUUGACUCCCCCGGCCCCAACCGCUGUCACUUAGUUUGCUGAAUCUUGCCAGGCAGCCUCAGGACACCUAUUGUGCUCUGAUCCAUUGCCCUGCCCAGGGGGCAGCCGUCCAGAGCCCCCCUCGGCCAGAGCAAACCUGCAUUGACAACAUGUCAGUUGUUCCCAGCUGCCCCCCCAAACUAACAGCUGAGGGACUGUGCUGGUGGCUUUCCAAAGAGCUGCAACA